Messenger RNA from Puccinia graminis f. sp. tritici CRL 75-36-700-3, 2995 nucleotides. RefSeq lists its product as uncharacterized. Lineage: Eukaryota; Fungi; Basidiomycota; Pucciniomycetes; Pucciniales; Pucciniaceae. Gene Ontology annotation, molecular function: ATP binding; nucleic acid binding. Gene Ontology annotation, cellular component: nucleus. The transcript has 9 exons. The coding region runs from base 67 to 2748 and encodes 893 amino acids. The record is from RefSeq and is a predicted model, not a curated record.
AAAAAAUAAAAAAACAAAAACCCAAGAAAUGAGAAAGUUGAAACCAACAACAACAAACCAGGAAAGAUGUUUUCAGUCAACCGAUUCGACCCAAACCAACAUCAGCAGCAACCAAGCCAAGAAGAUAAUGAUAAACAGACAUUCAACCCACUCUCAAGACUCAACCAACGACUCCAAGCUAAGAACCUAUCAGUAUCAACAGUAGAAGCAAGCACAGAGAUAGAAGCAAGCACAGAAAAACCAGUCGAACCAAAAACCACUCAAACAACAACCAUCAACAAUAUCCAUGUCGACAGACUAUAUAACGACGAGAAAUACGAACCCUCACUAGAUCUAACUCAACCACUGACCAAGAAGCAAAAGGCUCGUCUACAGCUUGGUUUCACCGGCGCAAAUACCAUCCCCCUACCAUCCUCAGAACCACCCAAACCGAAGUCAAGCGCAAAACUGAAAUACCUCAAACGGAAGAAGGAUCGCAAGAAAUCUAGGAAAAGAACUAGUACGACAUCUGCUGAAACCAAGAAAACUAUCAAACAGGAACCAUCUCAAUCUACUCCAGCCGAUCAUCAAACCCCUCAACCUGAGAACCACCCCAGCUCAUCCUCAAAUCCACCUCCUGUAACCACCACUGAUCAUGAUCCCUCAACCACAAGCCUUCAAGAACCAUCAUCAGAGAAACCUAAACGAGCAAAACGACCUAAAAAUUUGGACGUUGCCCUGGAGAAAAUUUCGAAAAAGAAGAAGAGGAAUCGAGAAAUAACAUCAGUAGAACAAGAGGAAGGAAACGCGUCGGAGGCAGCAACUGCUGAGGAUCCAGAAGUUCAACAAACGGCCCUUGUCGAGGAGAUCAGCCAACCAGGCGCGCUUCCCCGCUUCCCAGCACCUACCAAUCCGUCCCUACCUGACCCUCAGCUGUUGGCCCGAUUGGCCAUGGGAUUGGGAGACCCAGACCCUUCAGAAAUCGCCGAAUCCGAACACGAUAACAGCAUGAUCCAGUUCGAUAGCGCCUCCACUCUCCCCUUGUCUCAGCUCGAAUCUAGGGCCUCCUCCCCUGGCCAAUUUAUUCAAUCCCUCUCUCUCAGUAGCCAAUCUAUCUCCCGAUUGAAACAACUCGAAUUCGAAAAUCUUCUUGCUGUCCAAAUCGCCGUCUUCUCACUCCUAAUGCCUCCUCUUAGCGCCUACUCAAAUACACCCGCCUCUAGCUUGUACCCCACUCGAAGACCACCUAGGGAUCUAUGUGUCAGCGCUCCAACUGGUUCUGGAAAAACGCUGAGCUAUAUUGUGCCGAUCGUCGAGACUCUGUCUUCCCGUGUCGUUUGUCGUCUACGUGCAUUAAUUGUCUUACCCACCCGAGACCUCGUCCUACAAGUGAAGAAUACAUUUGAUUGUUUUUCUAAAGGAACAGGCUUGAAGGCAGCAAUUAUUACUGGACAACAUUCAUUUACGAAGGAACAAGCUCAACUCGGCUGUUCUCGGGACGGAUUAGAAGGCUCAGUAGAUGUCUUGAUCGCGACGCCAGGAAGGCUGGUCGACCAUCUCAACCACACCUCCGGGUUCUCGCUCCAACAUCUUUGCUUUCUGGUGCUCGAUGAAGCCGAUCAACUCCUCAAUAAAUCUCAGGCCUGGUUGCAUCAAGUUUUGUCUACCUCUGCCGCUUCUGAAGUUCCCAAACCAAUGGAACAUACCGAGCCUAUCAAAUCUUCUUUCAAUCACCCUAAAUCGCUGCUUGGUUUUCGAUCGUCUGAGCCUUUCGAACCCUCUCACCUUCUCGAUGGACCUCUAUCUACUGUCGAAAUGCACAAUCAAGAUCAUGGUCUGACUGAAAACCUGCCCAUCGAGACGUAUAACCCGUGUCGGUUACGUCCUUUCCGGAUUCUAUUGUUUUCAGCUACUCUGAGACGGGAUCCAGUCAAGCUUGCUCAUCUCGGUCUCCGUCAUCCGGUCUUUGUGAAAAUCUCUUCCUCUUCCACUACCUUGGUUGUCGACGGCGACCUGGAUCAAACUCGUCGAGAAAGUGGGACAAUCGAUUUUGUCGAUCAAUUGAACGGUUACUGUUUACCCAAAACUUUGAAGCAAUACCUUAUUGUGACAAGGACGGAUUUGAAGCCAUUGGUGUUCUUCAAAUUGCUGCAGUCACAACGGAUUGAAAAAGCUUUGUGUUUCUGUAAAUCGAUCGAUGGUGCGCGUCGAUUGACCGGGCUUUGUCGGCUCAUGGCCGAGCAGUUCCAAGCCCUAAAAUCUCCGAAUUCUGACGACCCCGAAUCGAAUCCCAAGCAGAAAGAUCAAGAUCAAAAGGAUCAAAAGGAUGAUGUGGAUCUUGUGAAGUUGUGUAAAGUUGAAUGCUUCUCCAGUGAUCUGAGUCCAGUCGAACGUAAAAAACUGCUGAAUAAAUUUCAAUCGGGUGAAAUCAACAUGUUAAUAUGUUCGGAUAUCAUUGCCCGAGGGAUCGACAUAACGGGGGUGCAGAAUGUGAUCAACUACGACUCGCCGAUCGACAUCAAGAAGUAUGUGCAUCGAGUGGGCCGGACGGCGCGCGCGAACGAGCAUGGUCGGGCGUUCAGUCUCGUCGAAUCUCAGGAGGCUAAGUUCGUCAAGGCGUUCUUGAAGACCGGGUUCGGCUCGCUCGCCCCCGAGCAACAGUUGGCUAGGAUUCGGAUCGAUUGGCUAGACCUUCAAGCUCUCUUGCCGUCUUAUAACAUCGCUUUGAAAAAAUUGGGCGACUUAUUUGGAAGAUCGAUCGAUUUAUGAUCUUGAUACAUCAAAUCUAUUUCCAUCGAGACAUAUUAGAGAUCUGUUAUCCACAUAACAUAUCAUACACAAAUAUACAUUCACUUCAUUGCAUGUUUACUAUUCAUUUAGUUGAACGAGUUUGUUGGGGAAGUUUUAUGGGCUUGAUAUAUACUUCUUGAAAUCACCUCUUUUUUGGACAUCCAUCUUCUUCCGUUUCCCUCCUGCUAUAUUUCCCCCAAGUCACAGUGGACCGCCUCGCACGCGC